AUGAUUAAAAUAAUAAUUGGAAUUAUAUUUUAUUAUAUAUUGUAUAGCUCUUAUUACAUAUAUGAAAAUAUAAAGACACCAUUGUAUGAUCCUUCAGAAGAAUUAAAAUAUUAUUUAAAUGAAGAGGUAGGUGAUCAUAAAGAAAAAAAAUACUUGUAUAAGCCAUAUAAAAAUGUAUUAAAAAAAAAUGAUAAAAUAGAUUACCAUUUAUACCUAUCUUGUGUAGAAUAUAUAGACUUGAAUAAAUAUAUAAAUGAAAAAUAUAUUGAUUCUGAUAAAAAUUUUAUUAAUAUUUAUAAUUUUACAAAUACCACUUAUAAUUGGGAUGAAAAGAAAAUAAAAAGAAAAAAGAAAUGGCUGUUUUUUACAGAAAAUAUUUAUCCCUCAUUUGAUUUAAUCAUUCCAGAUAAUCUUUAUAAUAAGAAAAAAAAUAUAUACUUACACAUAAUUACUUAUGUUAACAAUAAAUUAUAUAGAUACGGUACUGUUACAACUUUAUUAACGAAAAGUAAAAAGUCUGAAGUAAAGAAAAAUUUAACAAAAAGUAAAACAAAAAGAGUAGAUAAUUUAUUUUAUAUUCCUAAACUAAUUCAUUUUGGACCGGUUAUAGAAUAUAAUGAUCUUAAUAUUAAUAAACUUAAUUUUUUUUCAAACAUCUUUAUAAAUAAGUUUAAUGGCACUUACUCUAUGCCUAUUUACGUUAAUAAUUAUUUAACACCUGAAGAUGAAUAUACAUUACUUUUAAAUAAAAAAGAAAGAGACGUAAUGAAUAAUGAUGAUAAUUUAAAAUAUAUAAACAAAGUCAAAGUAGAAUAUGUUCCUAUUAGUUAUUUUUAUUUCAAUCUAUUUAAUGUAUUGACAUUUAACAUAAAUUACAUGAAACAAAAAUAUAGUUUUAGCGCCUAUGAUUUAGAUAGUUUAGUUAUAUCAUUUUGCUGCAAUAUGUACUUAUCUAUGUUCAUAUUUCUUAUCUGCUUCAUUCAUUUAACUUUAGAUAUAAUUGCAUUAUAUUUAGAUAUAAAUAUUUGGGAAAACUUGAAUUAUUUAUAUUCCAUUUCUUCAAGUAAUAUUCAUUUAAAGUUGAUAUUUAAUUUUUUUAUUUUUUUAUAUUUAAAGCAUAAGAAUGAAGGUAAAAUUAUAAUGCUAUUUUCACUACUGAAGGUGCUUGUAUGUGUAUGGAAAUUACUGAACACAUAUGAUAUAAUUUUAUUUACUGUUUAUCCUUUUAUAUAUAUUCAUAAAAAGCCCACUUUAAAUAAAAAUAAUUCUAAUAUUAUUAAAUUUGAAAAUUACAUGAAUAAAAGAUUAUACUUUAUUAUGUUUUUUUCAUUAAUAAUUAUUUUUAUAUAUAAUUUGGCUUUCAAUAAAUACAAUUCUUUUUAUUCAUUAAUAAACACAACAAUAGGUGUACAUUCAUAUAUUUUUAAUUUUAUUUUCAUGUUUCCUCAAGUUCUAAGAAAUUAUUACACAAAAACAGUUCAGUAUAUGACGAUAUUUUCUUUUAUUUUACUUUUUUUAAAUGUUAUUAUAGAUGAUAUAUUUGCAGUAUUUUUAAGGAUGCCAACGAUUCAUAAAUAUAAUGUUUUGGGAGACGAUAUAAUUUUCAUUAUUUUUUUAUUACAAUACUUUUUGUAUAAAAAAGAAAGAAAAAUAAUUGUUAUUAAUGACGAUAAAUUAAUAGAAGAAUCCAAAAAGAACAAAUAA
Molecule: messenger RNA, 1704 nt
Organism: Plasmodium relictum
Lineage: Eukaryota; Apicomplexa; Aconoidasida; Haemosporida; Plasmodiidae
Gene: SR1
Product: serpentine receptor, putative
Exons: 1
Coding region: 1-1704 (567 amino acids)
Cellular component (GO): endomembrane system; membrane
Source: RefSeq, a predicted model, not a curated record